Molecule: messenger RNA, 858 nt
Organism: Euleptes europaea (tarantolino)
Lineage: Eukaryota; Metazoa; Chordata; Lepidosauria; Squamata; Sphaerodactylidae
Gene: LYSMD4
Product: LysM domain containing 4
Exons: 2
Coding region: 1-858 (285 amino acids)
Source: RefSeq, a predicted model, not a curated record
AUGAAGCUAAAUGAGCGUCUGACAAGGCCCUUUCAAGCCCCCGUCGCCAUCCGAAGAUUCCCAAGCGGCCAGGUCGCCUUGUUCCGAAACGGGCCGUCUGAUUCAGAGUCCUCCUCGGAGGAGGAACUGGACCUCAUGGAAUUGCGAGCGAGGGGGAGAGAGCAACAGAGGAGCAACGCUGGCCGGCCGAAAGCCAGAGACGUGCUGCUGCUGGAAAGAGAAGUCGCCGAAGACGACAGCUUAAACAAGUUGGCUCUCCAGUACGGUUGUCAAGUUGCAGACAUUAAGCGCAUCAACAACUUCAUCCGGGAACAGGACUUGUAUGCUCUCAAAUCGAUCAAGAUUCCCGUGAAGGCCAAUUGCAUUUUAACCGAGGCAAGCGAAAUGCGUUCGGCUCCACAGAGCUCUUUGUUACCCGCCGAACUGCCCGGAUCUCCAGGCCCAGGGAACAGCCCCAAGGACGACAAGCAGAUCGAGCAGUAUUUCAGAGGGGUCGACCGGGAUCUCGAACGAGCAGCGCUGGCCGAAGCCGGUUUCAGCUCAGACUAUUGCAUCGAGACGCCAAGCUGGCCGCCCCCGGGGCCAAAGGCGCCCAGCAGCGGAGCGGACUGCGGGAUCCAGUGGUGGAAUGCCGUCGCUGUCAUGCUUUUGGUCGGCAUCGUUUUGCCCGUGUUUUAUAUCGUUUAUUAUAAAACCCAAGCCUCGGAAGUGGCGGCCGACACCUCCAACUCAACCUUUCCUGUCAGCAACGCGUCGCGUGGAUCAGUGACGGGAGUAUCGGGACCCGUUUCGGGGGCUGACCCCCUGCCCACUGCCCACGUCCCUAAAACAAAAGCGGUCAUCUUGUCAGGUGAAUGA